Messenger RNA from Leptomonas pyrrhocoris, 496 nucleotides. RefSeq lists its product as hypothetical. The record is from RefSeq and is a predicted model, not a curated record. NCBI's taxonomy places the organism in Eukaryota, Euglenozoa, Kinetoplastea, Trypanosomatida, Trypanosomatidae. The transcript has a single exon. Bases 224 to 496 code for a protein of 90 amino acids.
AGUCGGUUUAACAGUUUGUCCCCCUGUCACAUCGCACGAGGAGACCGCAGCGAAGGCUCUUCCUGUUAAUAUAAUACAACGGCGUACCGUGCUCACUGCUGGAAGCGGAGAUUUUUUUCUUCUUUCAGGCGUUCCAGCACAUGCUUUCAGGAGGCCCGUUUCUCCCGUUUUGAAUUCAUUAUAUGCAGUUAUAUUUCCCUUUUUUUGCUGGUGCUUCGUGAAUAUGUUUUCCGCAUUGCAGACCUCAACGCAGGUGGACGACCAGGCGAGCACUUCGCCAAAUGCUGGGAGGACGAACGUGUUUUCCUCCGCCUCUGCCGCCCGUGCGGAGGAGUUGCAGCGCACACUUGAGAUGCUUUACCGCGACAUCCUCUUUCCCUUCUUUGAACCGGUGGAGCGACUGCGCGUUGUGAACAAUCGAGCCAUUCGCGUACAAGACGUGGUGGACGCUAUUGCGAAGGAGAGCGCUGGUGCCGGCGCAAAGGAGCAACCGUGA